Molecule: messenger RNA, 1325 nt
Organism: Corticium candelabrum
Lineage: Eukaryota; Metazoa; Porifera; Homoscleromorpha; Homosclerophorida; Plakinidae
Exons: 1
Coding region: 36-1121 (361 amino acids)
Source: RefSeq, a predicted model, not a curated record
UUCGGGUCUCCGCACCAAAGCGGCAGUCGCGAUCGAUGGGGAACAAUACUAAAACCGACGAGCAACAGACACACGGCAGCGGGACUUCUCAAAGACUAUCCGGGACUCCAUGGCUCAGAUGGCGUCGUCCUGUGAUAUUGAUAUCGAUUGCGGUAAUUGUUGGCCUAGGUUUAUUCUCUUUGGGUCUAGUGCCUUGGUGCGUAGUCAAGAGCAAGAGUCGAAAAACACUAACGACGAACCAGAUCUUCACUACCAGAGCAAUUUCAAUUAGUGGAAUUCUUUACGAUAAAGUCAAUAUUAGUGUAACAAGUCAAGUAGAAAUGUUUCAUCGCAUUUCCCUCCACGUCUAUUCUAAACCACCACCACUGGAUGUCUACAGACAUGUCGAUCUAAGAGCAAAAUAUUUCUAUAUAUCUCCAGGGAUAGUUUUUCCUAGAGAAUUUUUUCUCAAUAUUGGCUCUGUCGUCAAUCUAACAUUCUGUGCGGAUGGCCAGACGCGGUUAUUGGUGAUCAAAGGAGAAGGCACAAUUUCUGAUUUUGAUAACAUCAGGUCACCAUUUCAACUGGUCCAUAAUGAAGUAUGUGGACCUGCUGCUUGUCGAUCGGAAUCUGAUGUGUGCAAAAUGAGCUUCGCCAGCAUUGAGUCUGAUCUCUACCAUUUCUGCUUUGAAACAGACGGCGUGGACAGUGUCAAUGUGACUCGUAUUGUCUAUUCUAUUAACUCAUUGCAGUACAACUUGAAUGCAACAGAAGGAAAAAGCUGUGUUCCACUUAAUAUUAAUGAAGAGGAUGGUAAUGCUUGGUGUGAUCUACCGGUUCCCUGGACUGAUUCUGCAGUGGCAAUCGUAGAAAUGGCCGGCAUAGCCCAUCAAAAUCUUAUAUUCGUUAUCAAGACGUAUGUACGCCAGUCAUUCAUCUGGAUUUUUGCUGGAAUUGCCAUCUGUUUAGUCGGCAUUACAUGUACUGUCAUGAUAAUUAUCAUUGUUGCACGGUCGUCUAGAUCUCGAGUGCGUCAGGGCUGCAAUGCAGGAAGUGUACAGCAAAGGGAGGAGACAGAUCCCUUAGUUACUCAAGAUCAAGGUCAGAAUGACGGGAAUAGUUCUACUGACAGUCUUGAAUAAUUAGUAUUCUAGAACACUAGUGUUAUAGUCUAGGUAUACGUAGUAGCGAUCGACGGUCUAGAGGUUUCGUCAGUUGAUUGUCCAGUCUCAUUGCAACUGCUAGCCAUACAUUUUAUAUGUCUAGACAGUUAUUAACAUGUCUCAUUGAUUCAGAAUGAUACGAAGAUAGUAUCUACAUGGUCACAUUACAUAGAGUGUGUUCAC